AUGCUCCUGGUCGCGCAAGCGAUUCAAACGCCACAGCGCAGCACUAGGUUGCCAGCUCUGGUCGACCCGGCGAACGAAUGCAUUCGCAGCGCAACAGAAAUGCGCAGUGCAGAGAGCGGACUGCGGAAUGCGAACUGCGAAAGACUCGAGGGGAUUAAGGUGGUCGAAAGGGGAGGAAAAGGGUCGCGCAAAGCCCCCCCGGCAUGGCUACGGGGCACAGGUACAGGGACUGGGCUGGGGGAGUUUGGGGGCGCCAGCCGGUUUGGCACCGAUCUGCGCCGGCGCUUGUUGCAAGCCAUCGACAAGCGAAAAAAGGUGCAGCCAGGGAAUCGCAGGUACCGCUACCUUGCGUCCAGUGCAGUGCAGUGCAGUGCAGUGCAGCAACUGCCCCGUGCAAGCCAGAAACAACAGGACUCUCAAGCUCCCUUCGUUUAUGGUUAA
Molecule: messenger RNA, 441 nt
Organism: Trichoderma aggressivum f. europaeum
Lineage: Eukaryota; Fungi; Ascomycota; Sordariomycetes; Hypocreales; Hypocreaceae
Exons: 2
Coding region: 1-441 (146 amino acids)
Source: RefSeq, a predicted model, not a curated record